ACAGUAGAAACACAGACUUUUUACAGGUAGAAACACAGAAAUUACUUGUAGCGGAGACCGUUUAUCAGUUUCGUGAACCGUGAAAGGACGCGUGUAGAGUGCCACUCACGGGAAAAAGAGAAAAGGAUGAUGCAAAAACUGGCGAAAGAAAAAAAAUUCGUCGACAAAGAAUUUUCUCUAGAAACAGAUGGAGUGGAACGUAAGAGACCUCAUGAGCUCGUCGACAAACCAGAGCUGUUCAUCGAUGGCCCUAGCCACAUGGACGUGAAGCAAGAAAGCUUGGGCGACUGUUGGUUCUUGUGCGUUGCAUCAGUGGUUGCGCAGCACCCGCAUCUCAUCCAUCAGGUGAUACCAAGCGACCAGUGCCUUUACGGUAAUGAUUAUCAAGGUAUAUUGGUCUUCCGUUUCUGAAUUUAGGCCAGUGGAAACAUUGUUUAUAUAUGACGAGUACUCUUCUUUGUAACGAAAAGGUGACCUUAUCUCAGUGGGUGCACCAAAGUAAUGAGUUACUAGGCUACCUCUCUUGGAAAGAGCAUUCGCAAGGUUUCAUGGAAGUUACAGAGCUCUUGAGGCGGGGUGGCCAAGUGAAGCACUUUUAUGUCUCACUGGUUACAUUGUUGAUGAACAUCUAGACAUAAAGCUAAAUGAACGUCAGUUAUAUGAGUUAUUUUCAAAUGAAAUACAACACAAUUCACUCAUCGCCACCGGUACCAGUGAGCGCCGACGAGACACAAGGCAUCGCCGGCUAUCAUGCUUACUCCGUGACUGGUGCGUACACACGUGCUGCGGAGACUCUCUUAUCGCUUGGUGCGAGUGAGGAACCCGUGGGCCGAGCGUAGAGAUUCGAGUGGAAGGGCGCCUUGCAGGACAGAAGACCCGAAAUGGACAGGAGUAGAUGCAGAGACCCGGAAGAAAGUGGAAUUCGUGAAAGACGAGGAUGGGCAGUUCUUCAUGAAAGCAGCUCAUUUUAAAAAGCAUCUUCCUGAAUACACGAUAGCUUCCCGGUGCCCAAACUUCGGUGAUUUUUAUGGAACACCUGCUCAGCAAAUCUACAACUUCACCAACGUUUGGCCAAAAGGAAUUUCUCUAGAAGGAGAUGGCAUUGAAUAUGCAGAGAAUUUUCUGAGGAACCCGCAGUACCUUCUCACAGUUGAUAAGCCAAAUGAAAAAAGAAGAAACAAAGGUGAGGAAGAAGAUGAUGAUGAAAAUUAUCCAAUGUAUGAGUGGUUAUUCAUCUUGUCCAAGAUCAGCAUAGAACGAAAUAUGGAAACGAACAAUGUCUUACUUCUAUUACUGUUUUCCAGACGGGAGGCAGAUAUCCUGAUGAGCUGACCCUUGACAAUUUCGAAGAAUUUGAGCCACAUAGAGAUUCGACGGACUUUAAGGAAUGCUGCAGCGUCAUCGCCAGACUGAGACUCUCGGGUGGCAAAUACAUCCUUGUUCCGUGCAUUUUCAACUCAACAAAUGGCCGCCCAUUCUUUAUGCGGGUAUUCAGUAGAAGGCCUAUUCAAAUUGAACCAAUCAUUCAUGAAGAAUGAAUGUCAAUUUUUGUGCACGUUUUGUGAUGAAAGAACUUCAAAAUACAGUUUAAACCAAGGUCAAAUAUUUUUGUGUCUACCAAAUAGCAUUUUUGUUGUAUAAGAUUCAUUUCUAAUAAAAUUAUGAGAAAUCGUAAAA
Molecule: messenger RNA, 1677 nt
Organism: Gryllus bimaculatus (two-spotted cricket)
Lineage: Eukaryota; Metazoa; Arthropoda; Insecta; Orthoptera; Gryllidae
Source: the annotation of a GenBank genome assembly